AUGAUGGCAGCACAGAGUUCAGCUUGUGCACAUCUUCCCCCCUUUUUGUGGUGGGAACCAAUAUUUCCUGCUCCGUUCCCCUGUUAUCUGGAAAUGCAGGGCACUCUUCCUGUGAGCUCACAGAAUGCAUUAGUUAAAUACCCAGUAGCCAGGAAAAGGGGGGUGAGGAGGGGCUUGCUUGCAGCCGGCUGAGAGGGAAGGGAGAGGGUCGGCACUGCACAUCUGUACUGGCUGCUUCUCACAUUCUAGGAACAAUACGUCCCUCAGUGGACAAGAUAAAAGAUGGAAGGCUUGACAUCUUGUUUAAAUGAAAUGCUCAACAGUGUUAAGGCGGCACAGGCCAAACUUGAUAGCAGCCCCUUCUCCAUGGGAGAAUUUCUUAAGAACGUUGGUGUUGCCAGCAAUCAGCCAACUGUGGUAAUGGGACGCAAACAGUAUGAAUGUGAUCUAUGUGGCCGCUGUUUCUCAGACCCUUCUAACUUGCGGCGUCAUAAAAACAUCCACACAGGAUUGAGGCCUUACGUCUGUGAUGCAUGUGGAAGUAGCUUCAGACAAAAAUCUCAGCUUGACCGCCACCGCCUAGUUCAUACAGGGGAACGCCCUUUCCAGUGUCCCUACUGCUCCAAAGGUUUUAGAGACUCUACCGAACUACGCGUGCAUUUCCGGGUGCACACAGGAGAAAGGCCCUACAGCUGUCCUGUGUGUCAGAAGAGCUUUUCCCGCAUCUGUUAUAUGAGAAAACAUCAGGAGAAACACACAAGAAUUGAAGAGAUUCUUCUACAAAGGCAAAACAAAUUGCAGGUUAUUUCUUCUGUGAAUGAAGAUGAGGAUUUGCCAGUGGAAUUCCAGUGUUCUUUCUGUAGCAAAUGGUUUGUCACAAGAGAAGAGCUUGAAGCACAUCGCCCUCUGCACCUUAAAUUCGGGCCUUCAGGACAGAAGCUGUAUGAAUGUGGAGAAUGUAAGAAAUGCUUUAAUAAUUCAUCAAAUUUGAGAAAACACACUGUUAUUCACACUGGGAUGAAGCCUUUCACCUGUAAUGUGUGUGACCAACGAUUCCGGCAAGCCACUCACCUUCAGCGGCACUACUUAAUCCAUACUGGAGAGAGGCCCUUCAAAUGUUCUAUUUGCCAGAAAGGAUUUCGUGACACUAGUGAUUUGUUAAAGCAUCAACGAGUACACACUGGAGAGAAACCUUAUCAAUGUUCUAUAUGUGAAAAAAGCUUUAAGCACCUGCAUAAUGCUCGACUUCACAGGCAAAGGCAUAUUAAAGAAAAACCUAUACUUGAUGAGCAUCCGACUUCCUCUCUUUACUCUCAGUCUAUAUUCUCAUUAAAAGACAGAGAUACAGAACCAGAAUUACAUUCUAGACAUAGAGCACUUGGCUAUCCUGCUGUUUGUGUAGCUGAAAAUGAAAACAGAGACAACAGCUUAAAAUGUACCCUUUGCACAAAAACUUUUGCUCGGGUUUCGGGUCUUCAUCGCCACUACCUGAUUCAUACAGGGCAUCGUCCUUUUGGAUGUCACCUUUGUGGCAAAACAUUUAGGCAGCUUUCCCAUCUUGACCGGCAUAAGCGAAUUCACACUGGAGAAAGACGCUACCAAUGUAUAACCUGCCAUAAAGCUUUCCGUGAAUCCAGUGACCUACUCCGUCACCAGCAGGUACACACCAAGGACAACUUAUUUUGUUGCCGCCAAUGCCAGAAGACUUAUUCACAAAUACAACAGCUUAAGGCACAUGAACUAAGUCAUGAGCAAAAUUCUUUUCUCAAAACUAAGAUUUUGGGGGAUGAUGAUGAGGGCAACUCGAUUGAAGUAGUUUUGAUGUAAGUUCUUAGGCCUAUGGAAGACAUCAAAUACACCAUCUAAACUGCUAGAGAAACUAGGAAGCAGAGAGAAGCUGCACUGAAAUGUGAAAAUGUAAUGUUAAAAUAUAUAAUCGUUCUAAUGAAAUUGCAUCCCCCUUUUUCUUUUGAUGCCUGUAUAAAUGCAAGCUUUUCUAGACGGCUGAAAUUAAGAACCUGCUAUUUCAGGGAAACUUAAAGAGCAGUAUUGUUCAUCUGGACUUCAGACCAUGUUUUCCAUGCAGCCAGGCUGCAUUAAGACCCCUGAUGUUUCAAAUGAAAUAACACUUGAAUGAUCUGUCCCCAGCAAUUUAUAUCAGUAAAGCAUAGGUAGUUAAGGUAAAUGCAUGACAAUAGAGUUUACAUGUGUAAAAAGCAUAUAUAGAAUAGCUACUGUUCACUGAAAUACAUUUCCAGUAGGACCAGCAAAUCAAAAUGCCAAACUAUUCACUUCUGUCAUGUUUUGAGCACCACACACUUAGCACUUACAAACGUGAAAACUGCAAUCUAUACCAGUUGAACUUUUGCUGGCAGUUUGCAUCUUGCUGCACUUUUACUACUGUUACUGGCCCUGUGUUAUCUAAAUACAAUGUCCAUAGAUUGAUGGGGUUAAAAGGUAAUAAUGGAUUUGUACAUAUAUGUAUAUAUAUGUAAUUUGCCAAUAAACCAAAACACUUUAGAUCCAUUAAUAAAAUAAAAUGAAUUGCCUCUAUAAUAAGCAUGUAUUAGGGAUAUGUCACAAGGGCAUUUUCAUUAAUGCAAGCCAUAGUAAUUAAAAACAGCUCAAUGCCAAUUAGUCCCCCUGUAUGAAAUGUUUUAAUCUGAAAAAUCACAAAUGCAUUUGUUUACUUUUGGGUUUUGAUUGCCACUCAAGUGCCUCACACCUUGGGCCUUAGAGCUUUUCCUGCUGAUUGGAAUGGUGAGGAACUGCAAUUUGUGGGAGAUAUCAAUUAAAUGUAUGCAAUGUAUAGAACUUCUUUAAUAUACAAAUCACUAUCCUUGGCUAAAAUGAUGUUUACCCCAAAAAUAUUAUGUGGCUCAGAAAUUCUAUUUAAUUCCUCCACUUGCGGACUGCCAUCCACCCUGUUUUGUAGCUUAACUGGAAACUUUUGUAGUUUGUAAAUGGACUUUUAGGAAACCUUACUUAAUUUUCCUAAGUAAGACUUUGUACAUUUUGCUGAUUUGUAUGUGAUACCACAAUAAACAUCUAAAAAA
Molecule: messenger RNA, 3056 nt
Organism: Xenopus tropicalis (tropical clawed frog)
Lineage: Eukaryota; Metazoa; Chordata; Amphibia; Anura; Pipidae
Product: zinc finger protein 271-like
Exons: 2
Coding region: 283-1827 (514 amino acids)
Cellular component (GO): nucleus
Molecular function (GO): identical protein binding
Source: RefSeq, a predicted model, not a curated record